Salvia miltiorrhiza (redroot sage) is the source of this 1405-nucleotide messenger RNA. RefSeq names its product zinc transporter 1-like. Gene Ontology annotation, cellular component: plasma membrane. The transcript has 3 exons. Gene Ontology annotation, molecular function: zinc ion transmembrane transporter activity. NCBI's taxonomy places the organism in Eukaryota, Viridiplantae, Streptophyta, Magnoliopsida, Lamiales, Lamiaceae. The record is from RefSeq and is a predicted model, not a curated record. Bases 141 to 1259 code for a protein of 372 amino acids. Gene Ontology annotation, biological process: zinc ion transmembrane transport.
UCAUUAUGAAAAGUGGAACAUUUGUAAUGAAACGAAGGGAGUAAUAAAUUGGACUCCUUUCUUCAUUUCUAAUAUACUUAUCUAAUACACUUUUUAUAGGACAGAGAGAUUAUUAUAUAUAUAUAUAUAUAUAAGUUGCCAUGCUCCUUUUCCUUAUCAGACAUGCAUUUCUUUCCUGCAUUUUGGAGGCAUCCGCACCUAACGACCCAGCGCCCGUUGAAAAAAAUGCAAUCAUAUUUCUUUUGAAAACACCACCCCUUCCCUCGCGGAGCUUCUCCGCCAUGGCCACUGCUCAUAAAAUAAUGUUCCUCACAGUCAUCGCGGUCUCAGCCAUCGCAGUAGCGGCUGCAGAAGACUGCACGACCCACGCCGCCGACGCGGAGCAAGGCAACAAGAGCGAAGCCCUAAAGCUGAAACUGGUCGCGAUUGCUUCGAUCCUCACCGCCGGCGGCGUCGGCGUCAGCUUCCCGCUCCUCGGCCGGAAGCUGCCCGCCCUCCGCCCGGAGAACGACAUAUUCCUUAUGGUCAAGGCCUUCGCCGGCGGCGUGGUGCUCGCGACGGGAUUCGUCCACAUUCUCCCCGACGCAUUCCGCAGCCUCACAUCCCCCUGCAUCAGCCACACCCCCUGGGCCCAAUUCCCCUUCUCGGGAUUCAUCGCCAUGGCGGCCGCCAUCGCCACGCUCAUGGUCGACACCAUCGCCACCGCCUUCUACAGAAACACGCACUCGAGCAAGGCCGCCGCCGACGAGGAGGCGGCCGGCGACGCCGACCGAAGGCCGUCGGAUAUUCUCCGACAGCGCAUAAUAUCACAAGUUUUGGAGGUGGGAAUGGUGGUGCACUCGGUGGUCAUCGGGAUAUCGGUGGGGGUGUCUCGGAGCCCCGGCAAUAUAAAGCCGCUGCUGAUUGCGCUGUCGUUCCACCAGUUCUUCGAAGGGAUGGGACUUGGAGGAUGCAUCUCACAGGCGAGAUUCGAGUGGCUGAAAACUAUGGUUAUGACGGUGUUCUUCUCCGUGACGGCUCCAUUGGGGAUCGGGAUUGGAAUCGGAAUUUGUAACGUUUACAAGAGGAGCGGAGCGACAGUGGAAGGGGUGUUCGACUCGGCAUCGGCGGGGAUAUUGAUAUACAUGGCGCUCGUCGAUAUAUUAGCAGCCGAUUUCAUGAGCCCCAGGAUGGAGAACAAUGUGAAGCUUCAGUUGGGAGCGCAUACUUCUCUUCUGCUGGGUGCAGGAUCUAUGUCCUUUCUAGCUAAGUGGGCAUGAGCAUCACUAUUUCUUUAAUCACCAACUUUUCGCCUACCAACCCUUGUAAAACCAGUUUCAACUUUUCUGUUAAAUAAAUAAAUAGUUCACUUUGUGAAAACAUCUUUCUAUAUUAUACAUAAAAUUAUACCGAGAAUCUUUUGACA